This is a messenger RNA of Penaeus monodon (black tiger shrimp), 4802 nucleotides long. Its product is annotated as dual specificity protein phosphatase 7-like. Gene Ontology annotation, biological process: protein dephosphorylation; negative regulation of MAPK cascade. NCBI's taxonomy places the organism in Eukaryota, Metazoa, Arthropoda, Malacostraca, Decapoda, Penaeidae. Gene Ontology annotation, molecular function: MAP kinase tyrosine/serine/threonine phosphatase activity; protein tyrosine/threonine phosphatase activity. The record is from RefSeq and is a predicted model, not a curated record. The transcript has 4 exons. The coding region runs from base 165 to 1310 and encodes 381 amino acids. Gene Ontology annotation, cellular component: cytosol; cytoplasm.
UCUGCUAGCUCAGAUGGUGGUAGGACUGCAGGGAGUAAAGACGUGCCGCUGAGCUGUGCUUGGGAAGUGUUUGUUGGUGUUGGUGCUUGACACUUGAUGUUCCAGUGAGUUGUAGUAAAUGCAGAUCGGGCGCAGCAGUUUUGUAAGCGUGCCCAUGCGCCGCCAUGCCUUCUAUUGAUGGUGAGGCUGCAGCAGGAUACAGUGGUGGCAGUAUGAGUGGUGGAAGCGUCGCACCGGUGGUGGAGGCAGGCGAGCUGUGUGAGGUGCUGCGGCGGGCACAUGGAGUCGAGGAGAUACUGAUGCUAGAUUGCCGUGGCGCCGACGACUACAGAGCAGGACACAUCCGCGGGGCCGUGAGUGUUGGCCUCCCCUCCCUGAUGCUCCGGCGCCUGGCCUCGGGCAAGCUGAGUUUGCCUCAGGUCGUGCGGCACUUGGCUGCUGACGGCGGAGAUCGGCUCGCCAGGCUCCACCAGUGUGUCCCUAUCGUUCUCUAUGACCACGCCCACGCUAGCAACCCGCUCAUGCCCACACUCAUGACCAUCCUCUGCAGGAAGUUCAACCAGGAGGGCUGCAUCGCACACUGCCUAUCAGGUGGCUUCGAGGAGUUCCGGUCACGGUUUCCCGAGUGGUGCGAGAGCGCGCUGCCCAACGAGCCGCCGAUCGUGGGCUUCAAGAGUCUGAGGAUCACGUGCCUGGAGGCCGAGGAGGACGUGGAAGGAGCGUGCGACUCCAGCCUCGGGAGGGACACCCCCCUCGAUGACUUGGGCUUCCCCGUGGAGAUCCUGCCACACCUCUUCCUCGGCAACGCUAAGAACUCGGGAGAUCGAGAUGCGCUUAAUAGACACAAGAUUAGGUAUAUUAUCAACGUGACGCCAAACCUGCCCAAUGUGUUCGAAAAUUGUGGGAAUUACAAGUACAUGCAGAUUCCUAUCGCCGACCACUGGAGCCAAAACCUCGCUUCCUUUUUCCCGCAAGCAAUUCAGUUUAUUGAUGAGGCGCGGGAGGCGGGCGUGGGCGUGCUGGUCCACUGUCUCGCGGGAAUCUCUCGCUCCGUCACCAUCACUGUCGCCUACCUCAUGUACAAGGAGAAGCUCAACCUCGAGGAAGCCUACGAGUACGUCCGCGUCAAGAAGGCCAACAUCGCCCCCAACUUCAACUUCAUGGGCCAGCUGCAGGACUUUCAGCAGCAGCUCAACCUGUCGCCUCACAAGUGCCAGUGUGUGGCCGAGUGCCGCUGCCGCCACCUCCACUUCCUCACGCCUGCCCGCACGUCCCCUGACUCGGGCAUCGAGUUCGACCGCUUCUCAUGAGGGCUGACCCCCGCUGCCUCCAUGCCCGCGGGCGGCACCCCUAGGCUCUGCCUGGAGUCCCCCGCGCCGCCCGCCCUUCCGCCCGCGGGUGUGGAGGCAGUGUCCGGCCCUGGCGGGGCCCGGGCCGACGACCACACUGAGGAGGACGAGGGGAAAGGAGGAGACGAAGGGGAAGAAGACGAGGGGGAGGGAGGAGCGGAAGGAGGGAACGACGAGGAGGAGGAGGGCUCCGACCUCCCCACCUGAGCAGCCUCGGCGGCGACGGCCCACCCAAGUGCCAAAGGUGACCCUCCCUCUCGCCUCCUACACGGCCCCCCUUGGGAGUGUCCUACCCCCACCCGGGUGAGCCCCAGGGGAGGAGCCCCGGGUCACCACACACGGCAGGGGGGAGGGGCCAGGAGGAGCCUGCGGCCCCCCUUGCCAUAAUCCAAACUUCCAGGUACAAAUUUCUCGACGAGUGAUCUCGCUUCUUUCGGGGAACCGCGUCGGCCGGCGACGGGGCGCGGGGGCGGCGCCACCACCUCCGCCCUCCGAGCCGGCGCUACGUUCAUUCAGAGGAAAAUAUCUUUUAUUUUUAAGGAAGAUAUGUGAACAGUUAUGAAGUGUGGUGUUCAGGCUGCCACGAGCCUCUAACCAGUGUGUUCAUCAGUUGAACUUCAGCGAGUGCGAAAAUGUGUGUGAAGGUUUGAGACGUUGUUUCUUCUGUACAGUUGUCUGGAUGCAACACUAUGAGGUGAUAAACAAUCAUAAAUAUUUCAAAAAUACAAAAAAGUCUUAAAAGAAACCCAAAAACGUGAUACAGAUUGUUUUUUUCCCAGUAUUUUGGUACCACAACAUGGAGAAAGACGGUACGCUUACCUUUCCAAAAACAAAAACAAAACAAAAAAAAAAACUUACGAGACGGCGACGGUGGGGUUUCGCAUAGAAAAAAAAAAACAAAAACAAACCCAAAAUGAAAACCAAACCACUCCCUUACAAUAUAUAUAUAUAUAUAGAUGUAUUCCCAUUGAUGUGGAGCGAGAGAGUGAGAGAGAAAGAGAACAAGAAAACAAAACCAAACAUAAAAAAAAAUAGAGGAGACAUUUCUCGAAAUAGGUUAAAUAUUCAUACUGUUUUGGACUUCCAUUUUCAUUUUUGAAAAAAAAAGGCAAAAAAGUGUUUUAAAAAGUCCGUAGUGCACCUGUGUUGUCCCGCCAACAAAGGGUUAAUCGUGACCUCGCCGCGUCUCUCGGACUCGCACCUCCUCAGGGAUCAGGUCAGGCUGGGUCACACGGAAGGAGGAACGGAAGGUCAUGCAGUCAGGGUCAUCUGGAAAGUAAAGAAAGAGGAGUAGGAAGGAAAAUUCAUUAAGGCAGAAGGGGAGGAAGGAGAAGAAAGAUGGAAAAGAACAAGGGAAACUCAGUGAUUGAAUUUCCCUUGGAUACAAGAGAGAGAUCCAAAGGCAUAUGGUAAUUUCUUUUUGCCUUGUCAUGCUCGACAGGUAGUGAUGUGGUUUGACCAUGUGUUAACUGGGUAGAAAACUUUUGGGAUUUUUUCACGAGGGGUUCAAAACCCUUCAUUAUUAUUUGGCGUUUAGAAAAGGCAAUUUUUUUUUUUGGAUAUCCUCUCCCAUUACCCAACUGGCAAGACCCUGAGGUGAUGCAACCCUCUUGUAAAUUGCUUUAAAGCAGGAGAUAUUGGAAAAAAACUAACACGAGUAUUUACACACAUAUAUAUAUGUAUUUGUGAAACGGUCUACGUACAAAAUUAACAAAAAAAAAUCAUAUGUAUCACAUUGAUUUCCUUUUUUGAAGAUAAAAAAUAAUAAUAAUAAUAAAUACAAUGAAAGUAAUAUAUUUUUAAUGUUAUAACUCGAACGGCCAAUGUGCUUUUUUUAUUUCUUAUACGUGUACAGUUUAACUAGACUACCAUUAUUCAUAUCACCGCUCAAAUAUGUGGAUCACUUUGUACGGGCGGGCUCGGUGGAGGGGAGGGGGCAGCGCUCCCUCUGACUGCCAAAUCCACACUCUUGAUACCCCCUCCCUCCGCUGGGGCCCUCCUACCCCCCUCUCCCCAUUCAUAUCCCCCCCACCCCCUUAAGAAUCCUCUGACAUCAACCCUAAUUAAUCUUCGCACAAUUCAUUGUCUGGACGUGUGUAUGCGCAAUUGUAAACGUACGUACAUUGCGCCCCUAUGUGCGUACGUCCCACAUUUGCACGUACAUACAAGGAGUCGAUUUGGUGAUCUCUUUCAAAUAAGAAUGUGGCAACUGACGACCGCGAAGUGCCUUUAUGGAGUCGAACUUUCUUAUACACUAUGGAAGCUGAAGUCUUUAUAUAUUGUCGUAGACUGUCAUUCGUGCUCAUCCCCAUAGAGAUAGGAUAUUGUAUUUUUUCACUCGAAUCACCUAAACUUUUAAAAAACUACAUUUAACGGAGUCUGCCGCGAGCUGUACUAACUUCCUUCUGACUUUUCUUUUUUUCUCUUUGUAAAAGCCCAGAGUACUUAAUUGUUUUACUUGUGUAUAAAUAAAGAGAAGAUAUUAGAUGUAGCUUUUGUGAAGAAAAUAACUUUUUGAUGACAUGUGUAUGUUCCCCCCCCCCACCCUUGCCCCUACCCAGAUAACAUGUACUGCAUGCCGAGAAAGUUCUCCCCUUACCCCCACCCCCUUUCCUUAAAACUUGAGCUCGCGGUAAAUAUGUCUCCCUCCUCCCGAAACCAGACAUUAAACAUAACACGUGCACACCAUGACAUUAACACACACACACACACACACACACACACACACACACACACACACACACACACACACACACACACACACACACACACACACACACACACACACACACACGAGAGAAAUGUUUGUGUACACGGUCCGAGCGACAUACUGAUCACUCACGCUUAACCAUUGCCUGGCGAUGUGUACACAUUUUGAUCACAUACUCGUCGCCUACCAGUCAGUAUUGCCAAGUAGCGGUGCGUCAAAGGCAGUGUUACGCUUCUAGGAACUCCGCUGGCCUAAAAAAAAGUUUGAUCCUUAUUUUGGUCUCCACAAUGUAAAGUUCACGUAGGCCCAUACCAGGCGGAGAUAUAAAACGUCUUUUGUUCUUGCGUUGUCCAGCAGCGAUCUCAUCUCCACUACACAACAUAUACAAUAUACGAGGCCUAUAUAAACUAUAUACUGUAGGGUUUUUGUUGGUAUUUUUUCAAACAGUGUUGGAUCCGAAUGUAAAAGUAGUUAAAACUGCGGUCGUUUUUAUUAUCGCGAAACUUUAUUCACUAUUUUUUUCAAAUUUGAUUACUGUUUGGUGUCUUGUAACUGUCAUAUGUGUUUUGCGUUCUCGAGUUGUAGUAGACAAUAACAACAACCCGAUUUUUGAAUGACGCUCCCCACGCCCUCCACACUCAUUCAUAAUCCCAUCAUGACGUACACGCUUAUUUUUACACACACACACACACACACACACACACACACACACACACACACACACACACACACACACACACACA